Molecule: messenger RNA, 5127 nt
Organism: Phymastichus coffea
Lineage: Eukaryota; Metazoa; Arthropoda; Insecta; Hymenoptera; Eulophidae
Exons: 4
Coding region: 1-5127 (1708 amino acids)
Biological process (GO): DNA integration
Molecular function (GO): nucleic acid binding
Source: RefSeq, a predicted model, not a curated record
AUGACUGCCACAAAUAUCACUGUAAGCGAACAAAAAUUACGAGCGAAACUUCCAGAGAUUGAUCUCGAAAAGUUUGACGGUUCUCGCGCGAAGUGGGCUUCUUUCAAGAGCCAAUUUACCGCUCUUGUUCACAAUCAAAAUGCACUCUCCAAUGAUGCUAAGGUUCAUUACCUAUUCACGAGCGUGAUAGGCAGCGCCCGCACUAAGAUCGAUGAGUAUGAGAUGAAUGCGGAAGAUUAUCUCAAUGCGUGGCGAGCUCUCCUCGAUUUUUACGAUCACAAGCGUAUCGUAGCCACUCGGCAUCUGAAUGCCGUGCUUGAUCUUCCAAGGGUCGGAAAGCACAAGGACCAAAAGGAGGUCACUCUUUCUGAAUUGUACGAUUCGGCUCGGCAACAUAUUAACGUCCUCAAACGCCUCGAUGUAAAUUAUGGCGAGGAUCUGGUGGUUCGUUGUAUUGAAAGACGCCUCCCUCCUUAUCUUUAUGGUCGUUGGAACGACAAGUUAGAUGUCAAUGAGUUACCAUCGUUGGACUCUUUGUUCAAAUUCAUCCAGAGAGCCAUUUUCAAGCAAGAAGCCUUUGAUGAAUCCAAUGAUUAUCAAUCUAACUCGAAAAAGCGUCCCGCUGCUUCUAAUCCUCAACGAGCUUCAAAGAGCUCCAAAACCACUGCCACCUCUUUCGCCACCACGCUCUCUCAGCCGUCGACUUCGUCAACACCAACGGCUCGGACUCCUCUGGUGUGUCCCAAAUGUAAAGGUUCGCACCAACUUUUCAAAUGCGAAUCUUUCAAAUCUCUCGACGUUCAAUUACGCUGGGAUUACGCAAAGAAUAACAAGCUUUGUUUCAAUUGUCUCUGGGCCCAUAAAUUCCCGUGCGGUAGCACGAAAACUUGUAAAGAGUGCGGCAAGAGGCACCACACCCUUCUCCAUAAUACUAAGUCACAAUUGAUGACUACAGCUGUGGUCAAGGUCAAAAACAAUCGUGGUAAUCUUGUCGUGGCACGCGCUUUAUUAGAUUCUUGUUCAACUGUAAAUUUAAUUACCGAAAAUUUUGCAAAAUCUUUGCGUUUGUCUGAGUUUCUCUGUUCAGUCAGCAUUGGAGCAGUUGAUGGUUUAUGCACUGUUUCACAAAGGUACAUUCAAGCUAGUAUCCACUCUAAAUAUAACGACCAUAUUCAACAAAUUCAACUUUUAAUAGUUCCAAAGAUUGCCGAAGCUGUGCCUAACGACGUUUUUCCACGUGAGUUCUUCGACAUCCCCAAAAACAUAAAACUAGCAGAUCCUCAGUUUUAUUUACCUAAGUCCAUUGAUGUUUUGCUAUCAUCCGGUGUCACCUUAUCAGUUUUAGCCGUUGGUCAGAUUAAACUCCAACGGGAAAAUUCCGAGAUCAUUUUGCAAAAGACAAGUUUAGGAUGGAUUGUAGCUGGUGGGAGCAUUGACCAGUCAUCUUAUAGUUCUGCGUCUUGUCACAUGGUUAAGUUAGAUAAGCUCAUCGAACGUUUUUGGCUGAUCGAAGAUCUUGAUCAUGAGCCCAAUAAAUCUCGUGAUGAGGUUGCAUGUGAACAACAUUACAUUGCUCACACCCAACGUGAUUCUUCUGGUCGUUAUAUCGUUCGUCUUCCAUUCAGAGACUCCAAAUUUGAUUUAGGUAAUUCUAAGUCUCAAGCUCUCAAACGUUUCGAUUCCCUCCAAGCAAAAUUUGCUAAGAAUCCGUCACUGAAGGUUGAGUAUUCCAAGGUGAUGGAUGAGUAUAUUUCUCUGGGUCACAUGACUCUUUGUGAGGAUAACCAAGAUGGUUAUUUUCUACCCCAUCAUGCAGUCGUAAAGGAAUCUAGUGAGACUACUAAAGUUAGAGUUGUUUUCGACGCCUCUUCUAAAACUUCUACGGGCAUUUCUCUCAAUGAUACGCUCAUGGUAGGCCCAACUAUACAAAACACUAUUUUCGAACAAGUUCUUCGUUUUCGUACUCACUCCUUUGCGAUCACUGCCGACAUCGAAAAGAUGUAUCGUCAGAUUUUAAUUCAUCCCGAUGAUCGAAAAUACCAAAGGAUUCUCUGGUAUCAUGAAGGAGAGGUCAAGACCUUCCAACUCAAUACAGUUACCUUUGGGGUAGCUGCAGCUCCAUUCCUUGCAAUUCGCACCAUUCAACAACUUGCUCGUGACGAGGCCAGAGAUUUUCCAAGAGCUAGUAAAUUACUCUUUCGUGACUUUUAUGUAGACGACUUUAUUUCUGGUUCAAAUACUCUUGAAGAACUUUUGGUAAUUCGUGAUGAAAUGAUAGCUUUGUUGCGUAGAGGAGGUUUCAUCAUUCUAAAAUGGGCUUCAAAGCAUCUAUCUGCUAUGAAUACCAUUGACAAGAAGGUGUUCGAUCUUGACUGUUGUCAGAGAAGAUCCCAUUCAGAAAACUUUGGGUGUCGUGUGGGAUUCUCAAAGGGACAUCCUGCAAUAUUCUGUUUAUUAGGACCAGUCGUAUUGUUAGCCAAAACCUUGAUUCAGGAUUGCUGGAAGGCCAAGGUUGGCUGGGACGAAUUGCUUCCUCAAGAUAUCCAUACCAAAUGGAAAUCCUUCGUUCUUCAAUCAUCAUCUCUGAAACAGGUCUCGUUUCCUCGUCAAUUUUUAAUUCCAAAUCCAACUAGGAUUGAACUUCAUGGCUUCUGUGAUGCCUGCAACUACGGUUAUGGUGCCUGCUUGUUCUUGAAAUCUGUAGACUCCUCAAACAACGUGAUAAUUCGCUUAGUUUGUAGUAAAUCUCGAGUCGCUCCCUUGAGCGGCGUGACAAUCCCUCGAUUGGAAUUGUGCGCUGCUUCGGUUCUCAAAAAACUUUACGUCGAUGCUAAGUCUCAAUUCGAUUUUCCAAUUGAUCAAACAAUAUUCUGGUCUGAUUCCACUAUUGUUCUCGCGUGGUUGAAAAGGGCUCCUCAUCUCCUCAGAGUUUUCGAAUCCAACAAGGUUGCUGAUAUUCAAACGUUAGGUGAACAAGUUUCCUGGAGACACGUCCGUUCAGAGGACAACCCUGCAGACGCCCUUUCUAGAGGACAACUACCAGCCGACUUUCUAGAUAACUCACUUUGGACUUCAGGACCAUCUUGGCUUUCCCUGCCUUCACAAGAAUGGCCCAAAUCCGUUGAAACUUCUCCUAAAGAGCUUCCUGGUCUUAAGAAAGGAGUGUGUCUGUUGACAACACCAAAUUCAUCAUUCAGCGAAAUCUAUUCACGUUUCUCCGUCUACGGUCGAUUGACUAGAGUAAUAGCAUAUGUUCUUCGAUGGAGACAAAGGUCUCGUGAUCAAGGUAAGACAACUCAAUUGUUUCCCGACGUAGAAGAAUCUUCAAUCAGGAUGAAGAAAAUUCUUCAGUUAGUUCGUCCCCUUCUUUCUUCGGAAGUCAUGGCUUCCGAAAUUAGCGUCGUUAAGUCGAUGCAACAAGAAAGGUUUCCCAAUGAGCUUCGUAAAUUGUCUCAAACUUCUAAUUCCUUCAAACGGGGAACUAGUUUCGAUAACUUGGCUCCCUUCAUAGGAGACGAUAAGGUUAUCCGUGUGGGUGGACGUUUGAACAAGUCUCAGCUUCCAUACAAUCAAAGGCAUCCGAUUCUUUUGCCUCAGAACCAUCAUAUUACAGACUUGAUCAUUCGUCAGACUCACCUUUCCAAUCUUCACGCUCGUAUUUCAACCACUCUCUAUGCUGUUCGCAAUAAAUUUUUCAUCUUGAAUGGAAAAAAUCAAGUUAGAAGAGUCAUUCGACGUUGCGUAGAUUGCAUUCGUCAAAAACCACCGAUAGCUCAUGCGCAAAUGGGAAAUUUGCCGGAGCCUCGAGUUUCAGAAUCCCCUGCUUUUGAUCGCACAGGGGUCGAUUUCUUUGGUCCACUUCUCAUCAAGGAGAAAGCUCAUCGUAACAAGUCCUUCCUCAAGGUGUAUGGCUGUGUUUUCGUAUGCUUAGCAUCAAAGGCCGUUCACAUCGAACUAGCGCUCGAUUUAUCCGCUCAAGGUUUCUUAGAUGCCUUUGAUUGUUUUACAUGUCAUCGAGGUCUCCCUAGUCACAUGUAUUCUGACAACGGUACCAAUUUUGUGGGAGCAAAUCGUGAACUUCAAGAACUCUACGAUUUGUUCGAAAGCCCGGAAUUCCGCAAACAAGUUGGAGAAAAUAGGAUUGCGAAACGUGUGGAGUGGCACUUGAACCCUCCUUUAUCACCACAUUAUGGGGGUCUUUGGGAAGCGGCCGUUAAGAGCUUCAAACAUCAUUUGAAGCGCGUCCUAAAUCAACAGCUCACUUAUGAGCAACUAGAAACCUUUCUGAUAAAAAUUGAAGCGAUCUUAAACUCGCGACCUCUUUGUGUUCUCUCCGCCGAUCCGAAUGAUCCUUUAGCAGUCACUCCAGCUCACCUUUUGAUCGGUAGACCUAUAAAUGUCUUACCCGAAAAAUCUCUUUUAUCAGUUCCAGAUAAUCGUCUUUCCACCUCCAAGUUCUUGAUCAAGGCCCGUCAGAACUUCUGGAACAAAUGGCAUAAGGAGUAUUUACACGAACUUCAGAUUCGGCAAAAAUGGCAAACCUCCAACUCGACACUCCAACCUGGAAUGAUCGUCCUUCUCAUGGACGAUCUCUCACAUUGCGCAAAAUGGCCACUGGGAGUGGUCCUCGAGGUCUUUCCUGGGAAAGAUCUGUGGUCGGACUAUUAUAAAUCUCUUGACGAAGAAGUCGACGUAGAUGAUUUGAUUCGAUCAAAAAAUUUAGCGAAUUCUGCUUUCAUUGUUCUUAAUCGAUAUUUGAAGUUGAGUAAUUUAUCUCUAGCAAUACUACAAAGUGGUCAAACUUGUGCUAUACACUUGAUAGCCUUAGAAACGCAAUUGAAUAAUUUCAUAAAAAUCGGUGGAACUAUUCAGACAUCACAAUUAAAUAUAGAUGAAAUUCAAGGAGAUGGUGUUGUUUUUUAUUCUGCUUUUGAACAUCGUAUUAAUACUGUAGUUCUAGCAAAUCAGCAUCAUGUGGAUAUAAAUACGUUUUUAAAUGCAGCAAACAAACUUUUACAAAAGCAAAUAUCGAAGUUUCUAGUUAUCCACAAUGCAUUGAAGAUAACUAUGGAAUUUUCAGCUCAGUUUAUUAUUAAAAAGAAUAAUGUAAAAGAUAUUCAAAUUUAA